Triplophysa dalaica is the source of this 2270-nucleotide messenger RNA. Its product is annotated as amphoterin-induced protein 3. Lineage: Eukaryota; Metazoa; Chordata; Actinopteri; Cypriniformes; Nemacheilidae. Gene Ontology annotation, molecular function: protein binding. The record is from RefSeq and is a predicted model, not a curated record. Bases 703 to 2148 code for a protein of 481 amino acids. Gene Ontology annotation, cellular component: plasma membrane. The transcript has 2 exons.
UGAGCUGCCAAACACUGCCUGUCAGGAGAGAUGAGUCAAAAGUCUGUAUGCGGACUGCCAUCUCACACUAUACAAACAAUUUCUCUCAUCCAGGUCCAAGUGUAUUCACGGUUUUCAUGAAAUCUAAAAUGCUAAAGCAUCUGAAAUCCUGUUAAAACAUUAGCCGUAAUGGAAAAAAAUGGAACAGAAAAGGACAAAUCCAGAGAGGAUUAAGGGAAUCAAAGAAUCAGAGAGAGAGGAAAACAGAGAGAGAGAGUCGUAUCAGGUGUAAUUGCAGAGAGAGAGAAAGAGAGAGUUGUGAGGCGGUGCUCUGAAGAGGGAAGGAUGGGAAGAGAUUAGUACUGCACUCUGUGGGCUCAUCUGUGAAAGGAUGCUCGGCAAACAACAAGCACACUCCACAUCAGGAGAACUCAAACAAAAUCCAAGUGCAACUUCAGGAAUAUAUAAACCUAUCUUGAAAACGAGAUGGAUGUUUUCUGACCUGACGGGCUUGAACAACUUUUGAGUGAAGUGAGACUUAAGAAGUGAUAUUCUGGCGACAAUUUCUGAUCAUCCUUUUCUCUGAUACUGGCCAGGAUAAAUCAGAUGCCCAUCUGUGUAUUGUAAGACAUGACAGAUGUAAAACAACUUCAUUGGAUUUAAGUGUAUCCGUGGUUCUCCAGCCGUGCCGCUGCUGUAAUCGACCUUUUCGCUAUCAAAAGAAUGACCUCAGCAUCUUACGUGGUUUUGAUCUCACUCUUGGUUCGUUUCUCUGGGUCCAGUUGUCCUCAGGGAUGCCUGUGCACAGCUGACAUCCUGAACUGUGGCUCGGUGGGUCUGGAUAGAUUUCCGACUCCUCUACCAUUCACAACGUCUGUCUUGGACCUCAGUCAUAACAGAAUGACAUGGCUAGCAGCAGGCACAUUUUACGGGCUCCCACGGCUGCACACUUUAUAUAUGUCCCAUAACCGCAUAUCUAUGCUCAGUCCAGGGGUUUUCCAUAACAUCAGCAGUCUUUGGUACCUGGAUCUCUCCUCUAACAAACUGCAGGUGGUGGGAAAGCACCACUUCCAGGACCUGAUGUCGUUGGAGGUGUUGUUGCUGUAUAACAACCGCAUUAGCCGUGUGGAGAGCAACACAUUUAUGGGUCUCAGCAAUUUGAGGAAGGUUUAUCUCAGCUUCAACCAGCUGACCGACUUUCCCUUUUUCACCGUGCGCAAACACAUCCACCCCAACCUAGUUACCCUGGAUCUGUCCUCCAACCGCUUGUUUCGUUUGCCCAUGGAUGACAUUGUGUUGUUGCCCGCAGCCGUCCAAAGAGGCUUGUUCUUGCACAACAACAGCCUCGAAUGUGAUUGUUCCGUGUAUCGCUUGUUUUGGAAUUGGGAGCAAAAAGGAUAUGGGGCGGUUGAAGACUAUAAGGAGGACUAUAAGUGUUUAAUGUACGGCGAUCCUCCCGUUUCCAUCACAUUCCUUCGCAGCUCUUAUUUCUUUGAGAACUGUACGGUGGGAAAGUUGAUAUCUCUUAUUUCUCCAAAGGCUGAUAAAGUUGUGUACAAGGGAGAACAAGUGAAACUGGACUGUACUGGAACUCUGAAUGGAGAAGAGCUGUCCUACAGUUGGACCAUCCCUCACCAAGAGUCGAUCAGUUGGCUGGUCCAAAAUGGAAGCCUCCAUCUCAAUCAAGAUGGAAGCCUGGAUAUACUCGCAGCCCAGCCCACAGAUUCAGGAAUUUACCAAUGUACCGCUGUGGAUAACAGCAAGAUGAUCAAUGAAACAAGAGAGGUGAAUUUAACCGUGCUAGCCCAGCGCUCCAUCGACGAGCCGUUCAACACCGGCUACACCACUUUGUUGGGCUGCAUCGUGAGCCUUGUGCUAAUACUGAUAUACUUGUAUUUAACGCCAUGUCGAUGUGAUUGCUGCAGACCCCCUCCUCCCUCACCAGAAGCCCCCUCAUUCAGGGAAGACCCUCUCGCGUCCAUCUUUACAUCUCCCCCAAAUGCAGAACGGCACAAGGCAAAGUCUCAGCUGGACAGGCACGUAGUGUUCCUUGAGCCAAUCUUGGCAGGGAAAAAUGGCCAACCAAAACCUGCGUUUCUUGACGAACAUCCCACAAUUGAAUGGGACCCGGAGAACUACACCAUUGUUAGAGACAGAAAUGAGUCUUAGUAGCAGAUGAUUGACUUUAAAAUCAACUUCUUCCAGGAUUCUCAUAAGCUUGUUGGAUUCGAAGGGCAGCUUCUUAAAUUAAUCUGUCAUAAUUCCAAAAAUAAAUUAUAUUGAUCCUAGUA